This is a messenger RNA of Prunus armeniaca (apricot), 984 nucleotides long. The record is from the annotation of a GenBank genome assembly. NCBI's taxonomy places the organism in Eukaryota, Viridiplantae, Streptophyta, Magnoliopsida, Rosales, Rosaceae.
AUGCCUUACCACGACGUUUUGAAAUCUGGGGCUUUAGAUAAUCAAGAUGAAGAGAAGAAAGAAGAAAAUAAAGAUGAACAGAAGAUGGGAGAAAAAAAAGAUGAAGGGAAGAAGGAAGAAAAAAAAGAGAAUAAAGAUGAAGGCAAAGAGGAAGACACAAAUGUUGAAGAGAAGAAAGAAGAAAAACAAGAUGAAGAAAAGCAUGACGAGGAGGGUAAUGAAGUAGUUGAUUAUUCAAAUGUGGAGGUGCCAUCUUCCUUACAAUCCCUUUGUGGUUAUGUGGAAACUACACUAAAGCCACAGGGGAAGAUCAUGACCUUCAACAUUGAGAAGGAGGUGUUUGGUGCAGAUCGAAGUACCUUCGUCUUGCAUGAAGAUAUUACACAGUUUGCAGGCAUGGAAGAAAUUGGGGCUACUGUGGUUGCAGUAUAUAUGAGGUGCUUAUAUGAUCUUUUGAGAGAAGCAAAUAUGUGCAGCAUGGUUGGCUUUAUCGACCCUGCUCAAGUUAGUGCCAACGCUGGGUCACUAACUGACAGAUCACGAAUUGUAGCCAGUCGACUUCAGAAAACAGAUGGUGAACAGAUUUUCAUGAUGCCUUACAAUCCAGGCCGUCAUUGGGUCUUGCUGAUUGUGAGGGCAAAGAGGGAAACCGUCUAUUUUCUGGAUCCUCUGCCUGGAAAUCGUGUGGUUGAUGAGGAGGGCAAAAACAUCGUGAACAGUGCUUUAAAAAUUUAUAAUUCCCACAUAGGCAGACCAGGCCGUAAAGCACCAAUUUGGAAAACUCUGCCAGGCACACCAAAGCAACCCAGCAGUGUCGAAUGCGGGUAUUAUGUGAUGCGCUUCAUGAGGGACAUCAUCAUGGAUCCUUCCUUGGAGUUUGAGAAGAAGUUUGCCAAGGGAAAAGAUCAAGCGCCAUACCCCCAAGCAGCCAUUGAUGAAGUCAGGAAAGAAUGGGCAGAGUUUGUUUGCCUUCAUAUGGAUUAG